AGCCCCCCGCUUCCACAACCAGGUGGCUUGUUACUGUAUCGCCUCUGUCACAGCAGGGGCAGCAACCAGGCAGGAGGCAGCCGGUUCCCCCCUCGUUCUGUCCUAGAUGUUGGUACACGGUACGUUUUAAGGCAAAAUUGCAUUUUCGGAUGGGCGGUGGAACCUCUGAAGAGAGGACAGAUUGACGUUUGGUAAACUGCAGUGGCUCAAAUAUGGAAGAUAUUCUCUGAUUUUAAAGCCUCUUUGUCGGACUGUGUCUGCCCGAGCCGUACACCUGUGGACCGGGGAUCAUCACAGAAGGUCGAUUCAGCCAUGACCCACAGGCCUUUGGAAGUGCAGGAGAGCCUGGAGGAGCGGUGUAACCGGAUCCUGAGGAACAUGGAGGCCUCCCUGACGGCCCGGGAUCGCGUGGGCAUCCAGGACUUUGUGCUGCUGGACGCCUACACCAGUGAGAGUGCCUUUCUGGACAACCUGAGGAAACGCUUCCAUGAGAACCUGAUUUAUACCUACAUUGGGACGCUCUUGGUGUCGGUCAACCCGUACAAAGACUUAGACAUCUACAGCAAGAAGCAAAUGGAUACCUAUAUGGGAGUUAACUUCUUUGAGCUGCCACCUCACAUCUACGCCCUGGCAGACAACGUGUUCCGCACCAUGCUGUCAGAGUUCAACAACCACUUCAUCCUGAUCUCAGGAGAGAGCGGGGCUGGAAAGACCGAGGCCUCCAAAAAAAUCCUCCAGUUCUAUGCCGUCAGCUGUCCGAGCACCAGACUCCUGAACAACGUCCGGGACCGGCUGCUUCUUUCCAACCCAGUGCUUGAAGCUUUCGGAAACGCCAAAACUUUGAAAAAUGACAACUCAAGCCGCUUUGGGAAAUACAUGGACAUCGAGUUCGACCAUCGGGGUGGAGCUGUAGGUGGUCACAUCCUUAGUUACCUGCUGGAGAAAUCCCGUGUGGUGCACCAGAACCAUGGCGAGAGAAACUUCCACAUCUUCUACCAGCUGGUGGAAGGAGGAGAGGAGGAGCUGCUCCGCUGGCUCGGCCUGGAGAGAAACUGCAAGAACUACCGUUAUCUCGUGCAGGGGGAUUGUGCCAAAGUUAGCUCAAUCAAUGACAAAAGUGAUUGGAGGACAGUGCGUAAAGCCCUGUCGGUCAUAGACUUCAGCGAGAGUGACACGGAGCAUUUAUUUGGAAUUAUUGCCAGUGUGCUCCAUUUGGGGAAUCUAAAGUUUGAAGCCGACGCCCGAGGUUAUGCCACUGUCAAAAACAACCAGGAGAUGCAAUGGGUGUCAAAAUUAUUAGGUAUUCCUGGUCAGGUGCUACAGCAGGGCUUAACCCACAGAAAGAUAGAAGCCAAAACAGAAGAGGUGUUCAGCCCCUUCUCUGUGGAGCAUGCAGUAUAUGCCAGGGAUGCUCUCGCCAAAGCCAUCUAUGGCCGAACCUUCAACUGGCUGGUCAACAAGAUCAACGAAUCACUGGCUAAUCAGGAUUCCUCCAGGAAGACGGUAAUCGGUCUGCUGGACAUCUAUGGGUUUGAAGUUUUCAGUGUGAACAGCUUUGAACAGUUCUGCAUCAACUACUGCAACGAGAAGCUGCAGCAGCUUUUCAUCCAGCUGACGCUCAAAUCAGAACAGGAGGAGUACGAACUGGAAGGGAUUGAAUGGGAACCGGUGCCAUAUUUUAACAACAAGAUAAUCUGUGACCUUGUGGAGGAGAAAUUCAGAGGAAUCAUCUCGUUGUUGGAUGAGGAAUGUUUGCGUCCUGGGGAGGCCACCGACCUCACCUUUCUGGAGAAGAUGGAGGAGAAAAUUGGUGGUCAUCCUCACUUUGUCACCCACAAACUUGGGGACAAAAACACAAGAAAAACCCUGGAAAGAGGAGAUUUCCGUCUCCUUCACUAUGCGGGGGAGGUUACAUAUUGUGUUGUUGGAUUCUUGGACAAAAACAAUGAUCUGUUGUAUCGAAGUGGAAAAGAGGUCAUGCAGCACUCCAAAAAUGGCAUCAUCAAACACUGCUUUCCCUCCUCAGAACCCGACACCAAAAAGAGACCCGAAACUGUGGUGACCCAGUUUAAGAACAGCCUGGUGGGUCUGACGGAGAUCCUGAUGUCCAAGGAGCCGUGGUACGUGCGCUGUAUCAAACCCAAUGAAGCCAAGCAACCAGCAAGAUUUGACGAUGUGCUGGUGAGACAUCAGGUUAAAUACCUGGGGCUCAUGGAGCACCUGAGGGUCAGGCGGGCCGGCUUUGCGUACCGACGUAAAUAUGAGAUCUUUCUCCAAAGGUAUAAAGCUCUGUGUCCAGACACCUGGCCCAACUGGAAAGGCACCCCAGCAGAAGGGGUUCGGUGUCUUAUUAAGCACCUGGGCUACAAAACUGAUGAGUAUAAGUUCGGCAGGACGAAGAUUUUUAUUCGCCAUCCCAGAACUCUGUUUGCAACAGAGGAUGCCUUUCAGGUCUGCAAGCAUCAGCUAGCAACGAGGAUCCAAGCCAAAUACAAAGGCUGGAGGGUGAAGGAAGGCUACUUGAAACAGAAAGAGGCUGCCACUAAGAUUGAGAAUUGCUGGAGGGGUUUGCUGGCGAGGAAGGAGCGUGAGAGGAGAGCUUGGGCAGUCAAGGUCAUCAAGAGGUUCAUUAAAGGUUUCAUGACCAGAAAUCAGCCCGCCUGCGUUGACAACAGUGAGUACCUGGCCUAUGUGAGGCAGAACUACCUCACCCGGUUGAAGGAAAUCCUUCCCAAAACGGUCCUGGAGACGGACUCUUGGCUCACCCCACCACCCAUAUUAAAGGAGGCCUCACAGCUCUUGCAGAACAUCUACACUCGCUAUUUGGUGAGGCAGUACGUCAGAGAAAUUGCCCCCGAAAGGAAAUCGCAGCUGCUCCUAAAAGCCCAAACGAGCUCCAUGUUCAAAGGAAAAAAAGAAAACUACCCAUUCAGUGUAUACAGACCAUUUGUGGACACGAGGAUUGCUCUAGAAGACAUAAACUUGAAGGUCCUUCAGACCGUUCAGCAGGAACACAUCAAGUACAGCGUGCCAGUGGUGAAGUACGACAGGAAUGGGUUCAGGCCUCGUCUCCGGCAGCUCAUCUUCACCCAGGAAGCCGCAUAUCUGGUUGAGGAGACAAAGAUCAAGCAGCGGAUUGAUUACGCCUCUCUGAAAGGUGUUUCUGUGAGCAACCUGAGUGACAACUUCCUCAUCCUCCAUGUUAUAUGUGAUGACAUCAAACAAAAGGGAGAUCUGGUGCUGCAGUGCGACUACCUCUUUGAGGCCUUGACCAAGCUGAGUGUCAUUGCCGACAAGCAGAGCUGCAUCAAAGUGGUCCAGGGGAGUGUGAGAUUUGACAUUCAGCCCGGCAGAGAGGGGUUUGUUGACUUCAAAAGCGGUCAGGAGUCCAUGGUCUACAGAGCAAAGAACGGCCAUCUGAUGGUGGAAUCGACAAGAAUGAAAUCCAGAUGAAGAUAAAGCCUAACUGGGAUGAUGGUGCUCCUAGAAGCCUCAGAGAUGUACCUCUGAAAUAAACAGCCAUGUUUGCACUGUAAUAACAGCUUAACAGGAGCUUUACAGACGACGGUGUUAUGUUUUGCAUGUUUAUGGCAUUAUUCUACUGUAAUCCAAUGUUGUUCAUCAAAUAAUGCCAAUAUUGUAACAGUAGAAACAGCAGCUCAUAGAUGAGCCUGAUCAAAAAAAGUAGAUUAAAACCAGACAAACUAUAUAAGCUAAUUAAAACCUAUUUUUUAUUUGAUUUUGGUGAAAAUGGCAAUAAAAGACAUGUGUAUGAAAAACAGGGCUGCACAGGGGUGUAGUUGGUCAUUUUGUCUUGCAACAAAAAGAUCCUGAGUUCAAAUCCCAGCCUGGGAUCUUUCUGCAUGGGAUGUUCUCCCUGUGCAUGUGUGGGUUCUCACCAGGUACUCCA
This is a messenger RNA of Fundulus heteroclitus (mummichog), 3910 nucleotides long. RefSeq names its product unconventional myosin-Ih-like. The record is from RefSeq and is a predicted model, not a curated record. Gene Ontology annotation, cellular component: vesicle; microvillus; cytoplasm. Gene Ontology annotation, biological process: vesicle transport along actin filament; actin filament organization. Gene Ontology annotation, molecular function: microfilament motor activity; ATP binding; actin filament binding. NCBI's taxonomy places the organism in Eukaryota, Metazoa, Chordata, Actinopteri, Cyprinodontiformes, Fundulidae. Bases 313 to 3453 code for a protein of 1046 amino acids. The transcript has 32 exons.